Messenger RNA from Poecilia reticulata (guppy), 2193 nucleotides. RefSeq names its product transcription factor MafG. Lineage: Eukaryota; Metazoa; Chordata; Actinopteri; Cyprinodontiformes; Poeciliidae. The record is from RefSeq and is a predicted model, not a curated record. Gene Ontology annotation, biological process: regulation of transcription by RNA polymerase II; regulation of epidermal cell differentiation. Gene Ontology annotation, molecular function: RNA polymerase II cis-regulatory region sequence-specific DNA binding; DNA-binding transcription factor activity, RNA polymerase II-specific. Gene Ontology annotation, cellular component: nucleus.
UGGUACGUUACAUAGUGGCUUAGUGGAAGAGGUUGUGCUCUUACUAUGCAGGGCUAAUCUUUUGUACGCUCGUAAAAUGCGAAUAAAGGGGAAAACAUUCAGAUUUUAGUGCUCGCGGAGCGGGAUUUGCCAUCCGUUUCGCACCUGGUGGCCAAUUCCCAUCCCGCGAAGAAUGGCUCGGUGCCACAGUUGUAAUGUGCAGACAGAGGCUCGGGGAUUUCCUCGCUUGCUUGCAUCGCAUUGCUUGCUUGCUUGUUUUUGUAGGCGGGGAGUUGUUUGCCACUUUCACACGAGCGGGGCGCCGAGAGGUUGAGUCGCGGAAUGUCAAGAGCGUGUAACCAGCUUGUAACCUGUGCAGGUUCCCCUUUGCCAUAAUUAGUUUGCUCUGUGUUAUUACGCCCGGUGUGCUUUGCUUGCCCACCGUGUCUGAGCGCCUCUCUGUGGGGUUUGUCAACUCAUGCGCUUCUCGCUGGUCAAACCUGCUGCUUCAUCACCUCGUUGUGCGAAGGAACGAGCCAGCCAGCGGUGUUGCCAGAUCAGAACAACCAGCAGUACAGGUGGAGGCUUCUCUUGUGGCAUGAAUACCAUAAACAAAGGAAACAAGGCCUUAAAGGUGAAGCGGGAGCCUGGGGAAAAUGGUACCAGUCUAACGGACGAUGAGCUGGUCACCAUGUCGGUGCGCGAACUAAACCAGCAUUUACGGGGGCUCUCUAAAGAAGAGAUCCUGCAGCUAAAGCAGAGGCGGCGCACCCUGAAGAACCGUGGCUACGCCGCAAGCUGCCGGGUGAAGCGGGUCACCCAGAAGGAGGAGCUGGAAAAGCAAAAAGCCCAGCUGCAACAGGAAGUGGACAAGCUGGCAACAGAGAAUGCAAGCAUGAAGGUGGAGCUGGAUGCUCUGCGCUCAAAGUAUGAAGCCCUCCAAAGCUUUGCCAGGACUGUGGCGCGCAGCCCCGUCACUACAGGAAGGGGACCCAUGGCCUCCGUGAUAGGGCCCCUCAUCCCUGGUAAAGUAGCUGCCACCAGCGUCAUCACCAUCGUCAAAUCCAAAACGGAGGCCAGGUCGUAGUAGCAAAACAGGCAAAACAGAUUUUCACUUCUGAACUAGUCAGUGCAUUUUAACACGGUCCAGGGUCUCCUGUGUUUUUCGUUUUAUUUGAACAGUCAUAAAAUGCUUCCUGAUUCACUCUGAGCAAUGCAACUCAGCAGUCGUCCAUUUUCUAAGAUGAUUUUGUUCAUCUUUAUUUACCUCUGAUUUCUUAAUACUGACUCAAUCAAAUCUAACAAGUUAAGGCCCUCUUGCUUGUUAUUUUGCACUGACUUGAAUAAGGAUCAAUAAUGAAAGGUCACUUUCUUGGUCUUAAUGCUACAGAAGUCUUCAAAACAACUAACCCAAAACUAGCAAUUUAAGUCCAACUUGUGAUAUUUCAGUUUSUUUUGUUUUGGUGUUGGGUGUCUCUCAGUGAUAUAGGCAUAAAGCAAUGCUGACAAACCUAGCGUUCRUUUCCGUUUAUGCAUCCGUGAAAGGCUUCAGUGAAGUUGUCAUUAUCGACAUGACUGGUAGAUGCAAUAAUAUAUGUAUGCACUGAAAACACACAUGGAAAAAAAAAAAAAAAGAGAUCUUGCGUAUUUAUCUUAGCGAUAUUGUUCCAGAGCUGAGUGCCAUUCCAGUAUGACAAGAUUCCGCUACAAUGUCCGAAAACCUGAAUGUUGAUACAGUGAUACCCUCACGAUUUGUGAGGACACUCAUUUUGGUCAUAGAGAAAAUACGUCGUUUUCUUUAAAAGAUAUCUCUCUCUCUCUCUAAAUAUAUAUUACAUUUUUUUGUAAUUACUUCUUAACAUGUCCGUCAAAUAUUUCCAAAAGAACGUCUUUACACAAGCUUUACUGUUUGAAUUGUUAAAGUGUAGAAAACUUUGUCUAUCACCGAGUUCUUGGUUUUUAUUACUUGGUAGAUCAAACUCCAUUGUUUAUAGAAAUACAGAAAAAGAAAACUCAUUAAAAAAAAAUCCUGUGACAUCUUUUUUGCAAUUGUACCGAAAGUGGCUUAUUAUUGAAGUCUGAUAGCUUUUUUCUAGUGACUAGGCGCGUACAGUGGGGUAGCGCGUAAUGUGACGUAUAAGUGGCAAGUUGGCGGUGUUGUUCACUGUAUAGAUGUCAACGCUGUGCUAUUUAAAAAAAACAACAAAAAAAAAA